ACCGCCAAGAAAACAUCGAAGAAGAAGCCCGCAUACGCUAAGCUAGAAACCUGUUGCAUUGUCCCGUCUUAGCUAAUAUUUCAGCAACCAUGUCUUCAGUUCAGCAUCUCAGAGAGUUUAUCAGAGAGCGACUAACUGCUGCUGCUCAAGAAAUCUUCACAGAGGUUGAAAAAACCAUCAUUUGCUACGAGGAAGAGCUCGAUGCUCAGCGCAGGAUGAUGGGGAUCGACUGGAAACCACAAAUUAAGCUACACAGAGUCGGUUCGGAGCUGCAGAGACAAAGUUCUGACCUCCAACAGCCAAGUGUCUCAAAUGAGGAGGAAGAUUCUGCCAUCCAACAAGUCUGGAGCCUGGCAAGUAGGUCCAGUCAGGACCAGAAAGAAGCAGAACAUCAGUGGACUGAAGAGGAACAGAUGGAACCAGGAACAAAAUGGAUUAAAAAAGAAGAAGAGGAGGAACCAGAACCUACACUGCUCAAACAUGAGGAAAUGGAAUAUCCACUAAUGUAUGUAAAAAAAGAGGAGCUAGAUUCUUCAGUGCUUCAACAUGAACAGCAGCCACCAGAACAUUUACCAACUGGACAGGACCAGAAGGACCUCUGCAGCAGUCAGGAGGGAGAGCAGCUUGUCCAGAAGCAGUUUGUUGCUUUGAUUGAGACUUCUACUCUUCAGGAAGAUGAUAUGAGUGAAGAAGAGACAAGAACAGAGCAGCUUUCCCUUCAUGUCUCUGCAGUGGUUGAGAGCAAAGAUCAGGAAGGAAGCAGCUGCUCUGUGUCAGAGAGUCAGUCUGAUACUGGCACAAAGAAAAGAUCUUUCAAAUGUGACAUUUGUGGGAGACGUUACACCCAACAUUAUAAGUUGAAAAACCAUUACAGAACCCACACUGUUGAGAGACUUUUUUCAUGUGAAAUAUGCGGGAAAGGUUUCUCUCGAAUGAGAGAUUUAAAUCGUCACAAGAGAAUUCAUACGGGUGAGAAGCCUUUUUCAUGCCAAUCAUGCGGAAAAAGUUUUUCUCAAAUAAGUAAUUUAAAUCGUCACAAGAAAAUUCAUACGGGUGAGAAGCCUUUUUCAUGCCAGUCAUGUGGUAAGAAUUUCUCUCGAUUUAGUCACUUAGAUCGUCACAACAAAAUUCAUACAGGUGAGAAGCCUUUUUCAUGCCAGUCAUGCGGAAAGAAUUUCUCUCAAAUUUGUCAUUUAAAUCGUCACAAGAUAAGUCAUACGUUUAAGGGUUGUCACGAUAAACAUGUGCCUCGUAUUAUUCCCUCCCCUCUCAUUUUCUUGGUAACUGCUAAACACACAGGGAGCUAAAAGCGUCUUUUUCCUUCCACUCUGGUUGAACCCAACACACGAUAAUCGAUAGCGACGACGGCAACAAAAGAUGAAAAGUUUUCAGUUUUCUUGCGUAACGUCUAUAUCCCCCGUAUGUAUGACCUAGAAAUCUCACAUGCACAAAUUAUGUUGUUCACUCGGCUGAAUGAGAUCUAGUGACCGUCACCUCAACACACAAUGUUCAUAAACGAGAGAAGCGCUGUCUCAUGUCACCGUGUGAACAUUACUUCAGUUACCUGCCGGGCUCCUUCUCUCCUACCACAGAGAGUAGUAUAAAGCCUGCUGAGGAGGAGCGAGCAGUCUGGGAGCGCGUUGGAUUCAAACUACAGUCUAUCCAUGUCUCUUAGAGACAAACUGGCUUAUAAAGAGACACCCUUUUGUCAUUUUUCCUUUUUUCUUUUAUGAAAACCUGAACGUUAUUUUUUUGACUGCAUAGUUCAGCUGUCAGUCGUUGUAGUCUUGGUCUGCUGCUGAACACUGUAACCUUCAAAUUCACUAAGCAGGAACAAACCAUUUAAUGCAGAUCCACAGGGUGUUCAGUAAAUAUGGAUCUUUGCUUUUUUUAUCUGGGAAUGAUAACUUAAUUUUUACUGCUAAAAACAAGUAAAACAAAAAACUAUAUUAUUGACAGAGGCCCUAUUUUUUUCUAUUUAUAUAAAAAUUAACCCCUGUUGGUCAAGGGCCUUUGGGAUUAUCAAAUCUUUUCCUUCCUGUAUGCAAGCUAAUAUUUUGGCACUGAAAUUUAACAUGUGUGCAGAUAAAGUGAAAGUGUUACAUUUUGGAACUUAUUGCACCAUGUUUUGUUUGGCUCACCUGUGGUGUAACUACAGUAAAACUGUAAUGAAGAAACUGCAAGUAGCCAAUCAGGACGCUUUAAGAAUCCUCAUAUUUCCACGUUGAACAUCUGCAAGUCAAAUGUUUGUCAUGAGUAGCAUACCAGCUUUUCAUGUUUUGCUGAGGAAUUUCAUGUAAAGAUGUAUGUACAGACUGGAUGUAUAAAACUACUUCACAAUAAAAGCUCUGACAACUGCAA
Messenger RNA from Poecilia latipinna (sailfin molly), 2361 nucleotides. Its product is annotated as zinc finger protein 70-like. The transcript has 2 exons. Lineage: Eukaryota; Metazoa; Chordata; Actinopteri; Cyprinodontiformes; Poeciliidae. Gene Ontology annotation, molecular function: RNA polymerase II cis-regulatory region sequence-specific DNA binding; DNA-binding transcription factor activity, RNA polymerase II-specific. Gene Ontology annotation, cellular component: nucleus. Gene Ontology annotation, biological process: regulation of transcription by RNA polymerase II; embryo development. The coding region runs from base 90 to 1307 and encodes 405 amino acids. The record is from RefSeq and is a predicted model, not a curated record.